This is a messenger RNA of Toxotes jaculatrix (banded archerfish), 2597 nucleotides long. Its product is annotated as interleukin-1 receptor-like 1. The record is from RefSeq and is a predicted model, not a curated record. The coding region runs from base 256 to 1944 and encodes 562 amino acids. Gene Ontology annotation, biological process: signal transduction. The transcript is spliced from 12 exons. Lineage: Eukaryota; Metazoa; Chordata; Actinopteri; Toxotidae.
GUGAAAAGAGAGAGCUCUCUAAAGAUGUAGUGGUUGGGAAGGAAACUGUGCAUGUUACCUUCAGUACAUGAUUAUAUCUUUAGGUGGAUGUAUCUGUGUGUGUGUGUGUGUAUGUGUGUAAUGCUGAGCUAGUGUGGCUCACACAUUCUGCUGUGUUUAGUGAUAGGCGAGCUCUAAAACCACGUAGACACGAACAGGACACAACAGAGUUUGACUGAGUGCCCCGCAGUUGUCAACACACACUUUUAUGAGCUAAUGGAUGCUUCCCGACUUCUCCUCCUCAUCUUUGUGGUGACUGCAUCCAAAUGUUCAGAGACAGUCGAGCCCCCUUGUGAGGACAGUUCUGAUGAUUCAUUUAAACUUUUUGAAGGUGAAGCUUUUUAUUUUGAGCCUCAACUUCAUGUGAGUGACAGUGACAGCCACCCGAAUGAAGAGUUCAAAUGGUACAAAAAUACCACCAAGACUGAGUAUCUCUCAUCUGAUGAGAAAGAGAGGAUACAUUACCAUGAUGGAGCGAUCUUUUUCUUAAACAUCCUCACUGAAGACUCUGGUCUUUACACUGCCCAGCAUAUAAACCAUCUAGGAGAAUGCACCAACUUUCAUUUAAGAGUUGAAGUCUUCAGCGCAAGCCAUCGAGGGGAUGACAAAUUCCUUUAUGGAAACAUCGAAAACAGUGAUGUGAACAAAAAGGUCCCAUGUCCAGAUCGUGUCGAGGAAAUAUGUGAAAAGUUUGGGGGAAAUUUCACCUGGUACAAGGACUUUAAUAUUCUUCAAGGUAACCAUGCAGCUGACCUGUGGGUUAAAAAAGCCACCAAAGAUCACGAGGGCAUCUACACCUGCGUUUGUACCUGGACACACAAUCACAAGGUGUACAACUCGUCAGGCUCCAGGAGGCUUAAAGUUAAAGGUCAACCUGAGUCCUAUCGUGACCCAGAAAUCCUCUCUCCAGCCAACACGGAGCAGUUUGCUGAUGAAGGCUUUAGGAUCCAACUGAACUGCUCAGUUUUCUGUGGGAUUAAUGUGAAACGUGACUGUUCUGCUAGAUGGUAUAUUAACGGAAACCCAUUCAACCCCACCCACGGAUACAGAGAAACUACUGAAAUGACUAAUAACACUCCAAAGAACACCGUCACCACCAUCCUGACCAUUGAAAAAGUGUCUGCUAAAGAUUUUCAAGAUGAAUUUAAAUGUGUCGGCACUGGCUUGUACACCACGAAGAAUGCCACUGUAACUCUCAAGCGGAGAGGGUCGAUGAUUCCACUGGUCAUUACAUCAGUGUGUGUGUUGCUCUUCUGUGUGUUUGCUGCCGUGAUGGUGAAGUGCUUUGCUAUCGACCUCGCUCUCUUCUUCAGACCUUUCUUCCCACAAAGACGUUGCAAUAAAGAUGGGAAGUUGUACGAUGCCUAUGUGAUCUACCAGAUGCAGGACAUGGACCAGGUCACUGAGGACGCACUCUGUCAGUUUGUCACGGAGACUCUGCCGUGCGUCCUCGAGAAGAAGUGUGGAUAUCAACUCUUCAUCUACGGGAGGGAUGACAUACCUGGGGAAGACCGUCUGGAGCGGGUGGAGAACAGCGUGAAGCAGAGCAGGAGACUGAUAGUCAUCCUCACCCCGGGUCCAGGAUCAGGGUCCAAGUGCACAGACCAAGGUUCUGCCUUUCCCCAGGACUCAGUAAUAGGAGGGUUUGACUGGCAGGUGGGGCUCCACCAUGCUCUGGUCCAGAGGGAGAUGAGCGUGAUUCUGAUCCAGCUCGGGGACACUGGGCCCAAAGGAUACUCACACCUUCCCGUAGGCUUGCAGCACCUUAUUCGCAAGAGUGCCCCCUUGAAGUGGCCUGAGGGUUCACGUGGUGCUGCCUCGUGGAACUCACGUUUCUGGAAGAGAGUGCGAUACCUGAUGCCUGCAACACCUGUCAAAAAAUGUCCACAGGCUGCUAUUAUUUGAAACCCUUAUCCAGAUAUAUAUAUAUAUAUAUAGUUGAUGGCCUCAGCUAAUUAACUAUAUAUUUUACUAUACUAUAUGGUUUUUUAAAAAAUGCCACAAAUAUUAAAGAAAAUGCUUUUGGUUUCUUGUGUUUUGUCCUUAUUGGUUUGGUUACAUGUAAUGUGUUUUAGGGAUAUAAGCAUAGCAACGUUCAUUGAGUUGACAAGUAUACAUAUAUUUAAUUGAGGAUGUAGUGAGGAGUAUGUAUGUUUCUGUUUAUUGCUCAACUCCCUUCUUCCCAGCCCAAACAAUAAUUUUCUGCCGUAGAAUGAAUCUUUUGGGGGAUGUUGACCCACCGUUAAACAUUGAAUUUAACUGUUGUUUUAGCGUUGAUGCAGUAGAGGGAGACAAAUGUCCUUGCUAUUGCAUUUUCACCAUUAGAUAAUUUGAUGCAUUGGUUAAAAUUCAGUUCUUUCUAAUCUUUACUUUUGCAGAGUUCCGAUUUAUCCAGCCAAUGAAGCUCAUUGCUCUGUAAGGAUUACUUUUCCUAGUUACAUAUUGAUUUAAUACGGGUAAGAUUAAGAUGGAAGAGAUUUUAGCUUGAAUUAACAAAUGCACUGAAGCAAAAACUUUGUCUCUAUGAUGCCAGUGAAUGUCGAAAGUGCAAAGGCGUA